UCUGGGGCAGCAGACACCCAGCCGCUCUGAGCCGAACUGGCAGCAUGAAGGCCCUCCUGGCCCUGCCGCUGCUGCUGCUUCUCUUCGCUCCCUUCUGCGCCCCCCAGGCCUCCGGGAUCCGGGGAGAUGCUCUAGAGAAGGCCUGUCUCCAGCAGCCCCUGGACUGCGAUGACAUCUAUGCCCAGGGCUACCAGGCGGACGGCGUGUAUCUCAUCUACCCCCUGGGCCCCAGCGUGCCUGUGCCUGUCUUCUGUGACAUGACCACCGAGGGCGGGAAGUGGACGGUUUUCCAGAAGAGAUUCAAUGGCUCAGUGAGUUUCUUCCGGGGCUGGAACGACUACAAGCUAGGCUUCGGCCGUGCAGACGGGGAAUACUGGCUGGGGCUGCAGAACCUGCACCUUCUGACACUGAAGCAGAAGUACGAACUGCGAGUGGACUUGGAGGACUUUGAGAACAACACAGCCUAUGCCAAGUACGCCGACUUCUCCAUCUCGCCCAAUGCAGUCAGUGCUGAAGAGGAUGGCUACUCCCUCUACGUGGCGGGCUUUGAGGACGGCGGGGCAGGAGACUCCCUGUCUUACCACAGCGGCCAGAAGUUCUCCACCUUCGACCGGGACCAGGACCUCUUUGUGCAGAACUGCGCUGCCCUCUCCUCCGGGGCCUUCUGGUUCCGAAGCUGCCAUUUCGCCAACCUCAACGGCUUUUACCUGGGCGGCUCCCACCUCUCCUAUGCCAACGGCAUCAACUGGGCGCAGUGGAAGGGCUUCUAUUACUCCCUCAAGCGCACUGAGAUGAAAAUACGCCGGGCCUGAGGGGCUGGCCCCAUCAAGCCCCAAAGCUCCCCUGGCUGCUCCUCGGCUCCAUGAGUGCUCCCCCUGCUGUGCCUGUGCCCCCCACCCCCAGUCUGCUCUACAGCUCUAGCGCCUGCUUCUCACAGGGGACUUGAUGGCUCUAGCUCCAGCUAACUGUCACACCCGGGCGCCCACCUCAAAGCCAGGUCUCCGCUCCCCUUCACCUGAGGCUGUCUGCCAACCAGCUUCCCAGGCCUCCUCUGAGAGGCUGGGCUCCACAGGACUGAGCUGCCUCCUCCCUGUACCAACUGUGGAGAGCCAGGCUGCUCUCCCAGGCUGCAGGCUCCUUUGCCACCAGAGCCAGCCUCCUCACCGUGGGCUCAUUUGCUUGAGGCCAGUCUGGCAUGCCAAUCUGAUCAACACCAAGUAUGCCAGACCACCUGCGUGUGGCCACUACUACCAUGCCCCAGCAACCCCCUGGCUGUUCUCAGAAUCUCUCCUCCUUCACCUUCCUCCCACCAACUUAUUCGCUAGUGGUAAGCACCAUGGACCCCCUAACCCCAUCUCACUAUCAUACUCAGCUCCCCCCACCCCGUGUCUCAGGCCCCCAAAGCUCAAUGCCAAAACUGUAUUCCAUCACAGCUACUGCAUGCCAUCUGAAAACAGCCACGAUCAAGGUAGGCAUAGAUGAGGUCCUCCCACCUACCCUAGGGUUGAAGUAUGACCAUGUGAGGGGCAGAGGACAACUUCUGCGAGGCUGGAAGCAGGUGGGGAGUGGAGGUCUCAAUAAACCUCA
Messenger RNA from Molossus molossus (Pallas's mastiff bat), 1587 nucleotides. It is a transcript of the gene MFAP4, whose product is annotated as microfibril associated protein 4. Gene Ontology annotation, biological process: elastic fiber assembly. Lineage: Eukaryota; Metazoa; Chordata; Mammalia; Chiroptera; Molossidae. Bases 45 to 812 code for a protein of 255 amino acids. The transcript has 6 exons. The record is from RefSeq and is a predicted model, not a curated record.